Molecule: messenger RNA, 2260 nt
Organism: Haliotis rufescens (red abalone)
Lineage: Eukaryota; Metazoa; Mollusca; Gastropoda; Lepetellida; Haliotidae
Product: gamma-glutamyl hydrolase A-like
Exons: 9
Coding region: 65-1009 (314 amino acids)
Biological process (GO): tetrahydrofolylpolyglutamate metabolic process
Cellular component (GO): vacuole
Molecular function (GO): gamma-glutamyl-peptidase activity
Source: RefSeq, a predicted model, not a curated record
ACUAUAUAUAACCAGCACACGCUAACUUCGUCUUCAAAAUACUUCCUUCUUUGUCGUGGACGGUAUGGCGAUGUGUGUGUUGCUGCAGCUCAGCGUGUUGGUGGUGGCGACAUCAGCAGGACACGUCACAUACAACAACAGACCAGUGAUAGGUGUCCUCGCCCAGGCCACAGCCAGCAAGACACAUGGCGACACCUAUAUCCCGGCCAACUAUGUCAAGUACCUGGAGCAGGCCGGGGCCAGGGUAGUUCCAAUCAGAGUGAGGGAACCAGGCUCCUACUACGCCAAGCUCUUCUCGCAGAUCAACGGAGUGUUGUUCCCCGGGGGUAGUGUCGGCAUUGUGAGCAGCGACUACGCCAAGGCGGCCAGGAUCAUCUACGACAUGGCGGUGAAGGCUAACGACGCCGGGGAUCACUUCCCCCUGUGGGGCACCUGUCAGGGCUUCCAACUUCUCACCAACCUGACGGCCCGGCACAACCUCCUUCAAGCCGUGGAUGCCUCCGACAUCAGCCUGCCUCUUGAUCUAGCUCCAGAUGCCAAGUCCAGCAGGCUGUUGAGUCGACUGUCACAGAAGACGUUUCACAUACUGACCACUGAGAACGUCACCCCCAACUUCCACCACUACGGAUUGUUGCUGGAGACGUACAACCAGACCAAGUCGCUCACCUCCUUCUACAGACUCAUCUCCACAAACAGAGGCCGGAAGGGGAAGGUGUUUGUGUCCACCAUAGAAGCCUACAAGUACCCGUUCUAUGGCACCCAGUGGCACCCUGAAAAGAUCAACUUCGACUGGAACCCCAAGCAUGCGCUGGACCAUACCAGCAAUGGCGUCGCCAUCUCACACUUCUUCUCCUCCUUCUUCAUCGGCGAAGCUCGUCUAAGUGGUCACAAGUUCCCCAACGUUCAAGCCGCUGCAGACGCCGUCAUCGAGAACUUCUACAUGAACUACCAAGAUGACGGCACAUUCGAGCAGAUCUACUAUUUCAACUACACCAAAACGUCCGCAUAAAUUAUCUACAUCCUGGCACAUCUACUAUUUCCACAAUUCUACGACCUCAAACCUACUUCGGAAUAAUCCAACAAAUCUACCACGUUUGUAACUUAAAGCAAACUGGCGGACAAAAGAAAGUAUACACACGUGUGAUGGUGGCUAAACCUGGAACAAAGAAGAAAUGGCUGUUCGAUCUUCAGCGACUGUUUUAAUAACGUUUGUAAUUUAUUUUGUCAAAUUCAAUUUGCGAAUGUAUACAUUCUUUUGCCCAGCAGUUAACGUCAGUUGGAGACAUGUUGUACAGCUACUAUUUCGUCUGUCUGCAAGUUCUUGCAGAACCCCAUAGAAAUAUCAUUUUCAAUCUCAUAUAUUUACUUAGUUGGUGAGUGAAUGCUCUUUAACAUUGCAGCUAUAUUCUAGCUAUAUCACCUCGUGCACAUAUCCAGUAAACUAACAUACCCAGAAUUAUCUGGUUAAAGGUGAUGACGUCAUGAAACCAGAUACGUCCGGGGCUAAUAUUGGGACAUGCGUGUUUGUGUUUAGUGGUAAUGGGUGAGAUUGAGUUGAUAUUUAACGUCGCAUCGGUAUUAUUUCAGCCAUAUAGCAACGUGAACAAGUUGAUAUAUAUACAAUUAAGUCAUGAAUACAAAGUUAUAUAUAAAAACAAAUAUGUCAAACAUAUUUGGGCAUAACAAUAUGAUUAAUAACUGGUUUUUUUUACAUUAAUUUUCAUUGAUCAUAAUGCAAAUUGUAGAUUCAUAUACUGCCGCUAGGACAGGGUAAAUCUUUAUUCUUUAGUCUAUUGGCAAGUCUUGUUAUGACGUUAUAUGGACGUGGAAGUUCAAAUGUGAGUAUUUACAUUCCAAAACAAAUCUAUGGAUGGUCAGUGAGCACAAAUAAGAAAAAUGUUCCGAUUCCAGAAAAGGAAACAUUUAAAGAAUCGUUUGAAAUCUAUUAAUGUACUGUAUAAACGUGGCCGCUGAAACAAAAUGUCCAAUUCUUUCAUCUUGCUUGUAUUGUAUUGUUUACUGAAUAUAUAUGUGUAUUUAUGUGUACUACCUUUGGUGUGUUUUCGAGUCAUAAAAAAAUCUGAUCAAGGAAAGCUACACACAGUGCACACACUACACAUUCCCCUGUCUAUAUUGUCUAUAUUGUCUAUACUGUCUUUACUGUCUGUCUAUAUUGUCUGUACUGUUUAUACUGUCUAUAUUGUCUCGUCAUCUCAGGCAUGUUCAAGUGUUUUAUUCUUAUAAUAAAUAUAUCCUUAUA